UUUUUCCCCCCACCAGUGUCAUCAACUAGCGCCGUUGUUGGGCUGUUUUGGAAAGCAAGCAUGGCUGUAACAUUAACUAGCGUACCUAUACCGAAACAUUCCUUAUCCAGACUACAAUCUUUAAAUGGACUCUUUGCUGUUUAUAAAAAGGAAGGACCUACGUCUGCAGAUGUGCUAAACUCGCUUAAAGAGGCACUUCUCAAAGAGGCGGGUGUGAAAGAUCCUAAUCCUAGAAAGAGGAAAAAGCAAGCUCUAAAAAUGGGACACGGUGGGACUCUGGACAGUGCGGCCUCUGGUGUGCUUGUUGUCGGGAUUGGAAAUGGAACAAAGAUGCUCAGUACUAUGCUGGCUGGUUCAAAGAAAUACAGGGCCGUUGGAGAGUUGGGAAAAGCCACAGACACCCUUGAUGCAACAGGAAAAGUGGUUAAUGAGAAGAGCUAUGACCACAUCACCAGGGAAGCCUUUGAGGAGAAACUGAAGCAGUUCACUGGGGAAAUCAUGCAGGUUCCUCCACUUUAUUCUGCGCUGAAGAAGGACGGAAAGCGCCUGUCUGUCCUGCUGAAGCAAGGUCACGAGGUGGAGGCCAAACCUGCAAGGCCAGUCACUGUGUAUAACCUGUCGCUACAAGACUUUACACCUCCCCUUUUCACUCUUGACGUUGAAUGCGGUGGUGGGUUUUACAUCAGAAGCUUGGUGGAUGACCUAGGAAAAGCCCUCUCAUCCUGUGCCCACGUGAGGGAGCUGAUUCGGACCAAACAGGGCCAGUUUACCCUUGAUGACCACACACUGCGGGAGGAACAGUGGACUGCACAGCACGUCAUUCAGUCCAUGCAGCCCUGUCCUGGGUCAGAGGUCACUAAAGAGAACGGAACAAAGCCAAGCGCUAACCUGGAAUUUAAAAGGGCCCUGAACAACCAAGAAAAGGAGGAUAAGAAUAGCAACGAUGAAAAGGGAGUGUUAACCCCGCCCCCUUAAAGACAUGACACGCCCUGUCUAUAUGAGAAAAAAAAGCUGCGUUUAAGUUAUCGGAUCUUCUUCAAAGGUCUGGACUGGUUCAAUCCCCUUCAAGGAAAGAAAAUUAAAGUUUUUUGUAAGCAUGGCUGGAAGAUAUUUCCACUAUAUAAUUUUUAUUGUGGGGGGGUAUUUGGUUUAGAUAUGAUGUGGUGCACCAUUAAAGAAAAAAAUACAUUAAAAUGUACUCUUGCCUAA
Esox lucius (northern pike) is the source of this 1209-nucleotide messenger RNA. It is a transcript of the gene trub1, whose product is annotated as TruB pseudouridine (psi) synthase family member 1. Bases 61 to 975 code for a protein of 304 amino acids. The transcript has a single exon. Gene Ontology annotation, cellular component: mitochondrion. Gene Ontology annotation, molecular function: pseudouridine synthase activity; RNA binding. Lineage: Eukaryota; Metazoa; Chordata; Actinopteri; Esociformes; Esocidae. Gene Ontology annotation, biological process: mRNA pseudouridine synthesis; tRNA modification. The record is from RefSeq and is a predicted model, not a curated record.